Gossypium raimondii (Peruvian cotton) is the source of this 1320-nucleotide messenger RNA. Its product is annotated as peroxidase 15. Lineage: Eukaryota; Viridiplantae; Streptophyta; Magnoliopsida; Malvales; Malvaceae. Gene Ontology annotation, biological process: response to oxidative stress; hydrogen peroxide catabolic process. Gene Ontology annotation, molecular function: peroxidase activity; heme binding. The transcript has 4 exons. Bases 77 to 1120 code for a protein of 347 amino acids. The record is from RefSeq and is a predicted model, not a curated record.
UGAAGAUGAUUUAAGAUUCUGAAACUCACCUUCCAUCUCAUUUAAACUAAAUACAGGAGUCAUUUGUUUUGGGGGAAUGCCUGAGAAAAUGGCUUGUUUUCAAUAUAUAGUAGCUGCUCUAUGCUUUGCAGUUUUACUUGAGGGAUCGUUAUCAAAAGCUCAACUGACCCCGACAUUUUACGAUGAAACAUGCCCAAACGUGACAGCCAUUAUCCGACAUGUGCUCGUGAAUGCUUCGUUUUCAGAUCCAAGGAUUGGUGCCAGUCUCAUCAGGCUUCACUUCCAUGAUUGUUUUGUUCAAGGAUGUGAUGCGUCGAUUUUAUUGGACGAUCCUGUAAAUGGUGAGAAAGAAGCUAUUCCAAAUAAUAAUUCAGCUAGGGGUUAUGAAGUUAUUGAUGCCAUGAAGGCUGCCUUAGAGAGUGCUUGCCCCAACACUGUUUCCUGCGCUGAUAUUCUCGCUAUUGCAUCUGAGCAAUCUGUCAGCACUCUGGCAGGCGGUCCUUCAUGGGCAGUUCCACUAGGAAGAAGGGAUGGGUUCACAGCAAACCGGACACUCGCCAACUCAAACUUGCCAGGUUUCAACAAUACUCUCGACCGAUUAAAGAACAGGUUUAGCAAUGUGGGGCUUAACACCAGCAUUGAUCUAGUAGCCUUGUCUGGUGCUCACACAUUUGGCAGAGCUCAGUGUUUAACUUUUACCAGUCGAUUGUACAAUUUUACGGGAGUGGGUGAUACAGAUCCGACCUUGAACACCACAUACUUGGAAGAACUACGCCAAAUAUGCCCACAGGGUGGAAAUAGUAGUGUGUUGACAAAUCUUGAUCCCACAACACCUGAUGGUUUCGACAAUAACUACUUCACGAAUCUACAAGUUAAUCGAGGCUUGCUUCGAAGCGAUCAGAAUUUAUUUUCGACUGAGGGUGCUGAUACAAUUGAAAUUGUGAAUAGGUUUAGUAGUAAUCAAACAGCUUUCUUCGAAAGCUUUGUGGAAUCUAUGAUCAGAAUGGGAAAUAUAAGCCCUUUAACUGGUACGGAAGGAGAAAUUAGAUCAAAUUGCCGCGCCGUGAAUUCAGCAACUAUCAGAUCCAACUCAGAUGCUGCUCUCGUCAGCUCAAUAUAAUAUUUGCUGAACUGAAGGCUAAGAAAAAUGGGCAGAAGAGAAGCUAUUUUCCUACUCAAAAUCAAAACGAAUAAUAUAUUGUAACUCUUUAAUGCCUACAAUAAAACCCUACGACGUUUGUUGAUUUACAAAAACUAUUUUCUGUAACUUUUUGUGUUUAUUACUUAGAAGUUAAUAUAAAAUAAGUUUAAGAGUUGAAA